GGCGGCGUACAGUCUGACACUUCCCGGAAGUUAGCCAGCUGUCACCGGGUAAUGAUGGCGGCCGACGGGGACUUUCUGCUGCGUUACAGAGCCGUUUCUAACAAGCUGAAGAAACGAUUUCUGCGGAAACCCAAUGUUGCAGAAGCCAGUGAACAGUUUGGUCAGUUGGCGAAAGAGCUGAAACAGCAGGACUGCCUUCAGUAUGCCGGCUUCUGUAACCUGGCCAUGGCACGGUGUGAACAGACGCUAUUCAAUGCCCCCGGAGAGGCCAUGGCGCUGACUGAGGCUGCCCGUCUCUUUUUACAGGAAGAGAAGGAGACUCAGCAUUUGAAGUGCCCAGGAUUUGAGGAACACUUGCAGGCUGCCAUCAACUGCUACAGCUUCGCCAUCAAGGUUUACAUUGAACUUAAUCAGCCUGUCAUGGCGGCCAGUUUAUGCUUGGAACUGGGGAAUUCACUAAAGGACAUGAACAAGCUUGGUGAAGCUUUGGUUUACUUCCAGCGUGCAGCAGAGUUACAAACACAGGUUCCAAUUGAAUGUCUCCUGUCUCUCGGAUACGUUGCGUCUUGUAAGAUCAUGACGCGAGAUUAUGAUGGCGCUCUGGCUGUGUUCACAGAGAUGCAACUUCUAGCGCAAGAGAAGGGUCUUCACACACCAGGAAACAAUGUACCAGUAGGAGCAUUUUUGGACAUAAUUGUAAAGUGUGAAGUCUCCCGGGUGCUUCUCCUCAUGCUGCUGCAGCCUCCCCCUCAAAAGCUAUUGCCUGAACAUGCACAGACUCUAGAGAAGUAUGACUGGGAAGCUUUUGACAGCCACAGCCACGUGAAUUAUUUGACGGAGGAGGUGUUCUUACUGUUGCAGUCUGUUGUGAUGGCAUGCCAGGAAAACGACGUGGAAUCACUAAAAAUCUUGCAGGUGGAGCUUUGGCCACUUUUGACUGCAGAACAGAACCACUUAUUACAUCUGGUCCUUCAAGAAAUGAUUUCUCCUUCAGGUCAAGGCGUAUGAACCAUGACAUAUAUAAGAAUUACUGGAACCGUACAACCUUGGGUAUCCAAAACAUACGUAAAGAAGCUAUCCAUUAUUCUGGUGGCUGCAGAUUUGUAUUUUAUUUUAAUGGCUGUUAUGUAUGUUGUGUUAUGCAUUUUGUGGUUUCUGUGAUGGGCCCCAUUUAGAAUUGUGUGUCAUCCCUGUGCUGUCACUGCAGCACUCAUUGUCACACCUAUGGAUUGUUGCUCGAGAGGCCUGUCCUGGUUGCAUGUUCCUUUUAAAAUGUCUCUGUAUUAUAUGAUCUUUUUAAAGGACACUUUCCAUUUUGUUUUCAGCUCUAUCUAAAGUUCUAAAAUGUCAUAGUAAUUUAUUUCUGACAAUAGUGAGUGCUAUGAGGAUAAAUUCAGCCUGUCAAUAAAAUGGUCUUUUUUCAGUAGUA
Messenger RNA from Bufo gargarizans (Asiatic toad), 1429 nucleotides. RefSeq names its product 40-kDa huntingtin-associated protein-like. Gene Ontology annotation, biological process: vesicle cytoskeletal trafficking. Lineage: Eukaryota; Metazoa; Chordata; Amphibia; Anura; Bufonidae. Gene Ontology annotation, molecular function: protein binding. The transcript has 12 exons. The record is from RefSeq and is a predicted model, not a curated record. Bases 52 to 1008 code for a protein of 318 amino acids. Gene Ontology annotation, cellular component: early endosome.